This is a messenger RNA of Drosophila eugracilis, 689 nucleotides long. RefSeq lists its product as uncharacterized. The transcript is spliced from 2 exons. The coding region runs from base 71 to 583 and encodes 170 amino acids. The record is from RefSeq and is a predicted model, not a curated record. Lineage: Eukaryota; Metazoa; Arthropoda; Insecta; Diptera; Drosophilidae.
GGUUUUGGCAAUUAGUAUCAACGAAACCAUAACGACUGAGAACCAACCGAACUCAGAGCAAAAAAACAAAAUGAAAUUCGCAAUUUUUCUACUAGUGGCCAGCAUUGCUUGCAUCAGCGCCCAGGCCCCUGGAGCUCCCGCUGGCAAUCCCCUUGCCGGAAAUCCCUUUGCUGCUGCCAAUCCCUAUGCGGCUGCCUUUAAUCCCUUCCUGAACGGACUUUUUGGUGGUGCCGGCACAGGACCUGCUGCUGGAGUUGCUGGUCCGGUUGCUCCAUCUGUACCCUUUGGAGGCAUAUCGAUUUCUUCCUUCUUUCAGACUAUAGUCCUGCAACGUGAGGCCGAGCGUCUGCUGUCCCAACCCAAUUUUCCCACUGAUCUGUCGGAACGUGUCCUAGAAGUGGUGGCAAAUUCCGAGGAGUCGAUCAAUGGUUGCAGCAAUGUCACCCUUCCCUGGCUGCAGAUCCGUUGUGCGAAGCCCCUUCUGACCACCGCCAAGAACCAGCUCAAGGUCAUUGAUGAUGAGUGGCAGGCGCGUUUGGCUGCCGCCACCACCGCAAGCCCUGCUGGAGCAGUUUCUGCCUAGGAUUCAUGUCUUGCCUUCCUGCUGUCUUCCUUAAUAUCCAAUAUUCCUUAGCUUAGCAAUCGACCAACAUAGAUGCAAUAAAAUUUAAAUAAGCUUAAUGCAGGAA